AUGGCGUCGCCUGUCGAGCCAGCGUGCCCGAAUACAGAACUACCCUCAACACACAUUAGGAUACCACCGUUCUGGCCUGAAAAACCCGAAAUAUGGUUUGCGCAAGUGGAAGGACAAUUUGCCAUCAUGCGAGUGACUGACGAGACGACAAAAUUUUAUCAUAUAUUGGCCAGCCUCGAUCGCCAAUAUGCCGCCGAGGUAGAAGACGUGCUCACCGGUCCUCCCGAUUACCAGCGGCUUAAAGAGGAGCUGAUAAAAAGGUUGUCGGCGUCCCGCGGUAACAAGGUGAAGCAGCUAUUGACGGACGAACACCUCGCCGGACCGGAGCUACCGGAGGACUUCCUGCGGACUAUAUGGACCAGCCGGCUACCAACCACGUUGCAGCCGAUCGUCGCGUCGCAGUCGACGCUUCCAUUAGACGCACUCGCCGAGCUCGCCGACCGUGUCCACGAGAUCGCAGCACCAAUCCACCACGUCGCGGCAGCUGUGACGUCAUCAUCACCAUCAUCAUCUGCGUCAUCACAAAUCAACCGGCUGUCCCAACAAGUAGCGGAGCUGACGUGGCAAGUCAGCGCCCUGACGACGCAGGUGCAUCAUCAACCGCGGCCGCAGGAGCGCGGGCGCGAACGUGGACGUCAACGACAACGCAGCCACUCAUCAUCACGCCGGUCGCAGUCACACUACCGCAGGGACCCCAUUUGCUGGUACCACAGCAAACACGGCGCCGAGGCGCGGAAGUGCGUGCGACCCUGCGACUACAAGGCGGGAAACCCGACAAGCAGGCAAGUGAUGGCGACUGACGACUGCCACAACUCUACGGGUCGCCUCUUCAUCAAGGACCGCAGCAAUAAUAUAGACUUCCUCAUAGACACUGAAAGUGACAUUUGUGUUUACCCUAUUUCUAAGUUGUGUGAACGCCGUUCUAAGACUAGUUAUCAACUCAGUGCUGCCAAUGGUACAGUUAUAGACACUUAUGGUUAUACGCAAUUAAAUGUUAAUUUAGGCUUACGCCGCAACUUUCCAUGGCGCUUUGUUGUUGCUGACGUCACAAAAGCCAUUAUAGGCGUCGAUUUUUUGUCUCAUUAUCGACUCAUAGUGGACGUCAGCCAACAAAGAUUAAUCGAUAGUCUUACCAAUAUGAGCACUGUAGCCAGCUAG
Messenger RNA from Bombyx mandarina (wild silkworm), 1158 nucleotides. RefSeq lists its product as uncharacterized. Lineage: Eukaryota; Metazoa; Arthropoda; Insecta; Lepidoptera; Bombycidae. The record is from RefSeq and is a predicted model, not a curated record.